Molecule: messenger RNA, 6248 nt
Organism: Cataglyphis hispanica
Lineage: Eukaryota; Metazoa; Arthropoda; Insecta; Hymenoptera; Formicidae
Product: low-density lipoprotein receptor-like
Exons: 14
Coding region: 140-2932 (930 amino acids)
Molecular function (GO): calcium ion binding; protein binding
Source: RefSeq, a predicted model, not a curated record
GAAGAAACUCGUGAUACCGAGAGGUUGGCAACGGUGGUGGCGGCUGCUGCAUACUGGGUGGUGGUGGUGGUGGUGCGCCCUGACACAGUGGUGGAACGAAGGCAGGAAGGACACGACCGUGAGAAGAAAGAGGGUUGUUAUGGGGCGAGAUUUCCGUGGCGUGUUGUUACUUGUCGCACUGGCCGCGCUGGCAGCCGCGGAUGCCUUUUCAAUUGACAGUAAACUAGCCUGUCCUUUGAGACAAUUUCGAUGCGCCAAUGGCAGAUGCAUUCCAAUCUCGUGGGUCUGCGAUAAAUCGGACGACUGUACCGACAAUUCCGACGAAAGCCCGGAGGAGUGUAAAUACGCCCAGGAAUGCAAGGAUUCGGACUUCAAGUGCACCAACGGCAGAUGCAUACCGAAUAUAUGGCAUUGCGAUGGCGAUCGAGAUUGUCCGGAUGGCGCCGACGAGGAUCCUGCAGUCUGCAGAGCGAUACCAUGCAGCGAAACGGAGUUCCAGUGCAAUCCGGGCGAGUGCAUUCCGAAGACCUGGUUGUGCGAUCAUCAGACAGAUUGUACCAAUGGUUUGGACGAGAAGAAUUGUCAUAGAUCCAAGAGCUGUACGCCGGAACAAUUCACAUGCCAUUCGGGAAAUGGCGAAUGUGUGGCAUUAACAUGGAUGUGCGACGACAACCCGGACUGUUCGGACGGUUCAGACGAGGCUGAGUGCAACGACACUUGCCGGUCUGACGAGUUUACUUGUGCGAAUAAGCACUGUAUCCAGCAGCUUUGGGUGUGCGACAACGAUAACGAUUGCGGGGAUAACAGCGACGAGAAAGCUUGUGGGCCGACAACUUGUAAUCCUGGCACUGAUUUCGCGUGUUCCGAGAAUUAUUGUAUAACUUCGCGAUGGAGAUGCGACGGCGAUUAUGAUUGUCCCGAUCGAUCCGACGAAAUAGGAUGCAAGGAAUCUGCGAACAAAGAGAGAAUUAGCCAUUGCGAUAAGGAGUUUGAUUGCGACGAUGGCGUUACUUGCAUCCAUCAGACAUGGGUGUGUGAUGGUGAGAAGGAUUGUCCGAAUGGUGCGGACGAAUCUCCACAGAGAUGUCAUAAUGUUACCUGCAGGUCUGAUCAAUUUCAAUGCGAAGAUCGACGUUCUUGCAUCUCAGGUCACCUAUAUUGCAAUGGUAAAGCGGAAUGCGCCGACGAAAGCGACGAGAAGAAUUGCACAAGCAAAAUCGUAAGCUGCGAUCGAUGGAGUCAAUUCGAAUGCAGUGAGGGCUCGUGCAUUCCUAUGGAGAAUGUCUGUAACAAAAAUCCAGAUUGCAUCGGCUGGGAAGAUGAGAGCACUGAGCUUUGCGCAAUAAAUGAAUGUGCGAUAAACAAUGGUGGAUGCUCACAGAUUUGUGUCGAUCUGCCUAUUGGUUAUCGAUGCGAUUGUCACGCGGGUUAUAGACUCAUCAACAACCGUACAUGCGAUGAUAUUGACGAAUGUUUGGAGCCUGGUAGCUGCUCUCAGUUUUGCCACAAUGAGAAGGGCAGCUUCAAGUGUAGUUGUGCCACUGGUUAUCUUAAAGAUCCACGGAACUCGACACGUUGUAAAGCUGCGGAAGGUCACGCGAGCCUAUUGUUCGCUCGUCGACAUGAUAUCCGAAAAGUAGCUCUGGACCGUCAAGAAAUGACUGCCAUUGUUAAUAAUACAAAAAUGGCAACAGCUUUGGACUUUGUUUUUCGUACUGGGAUGAUCUUUUGGAGCGAUAUUAGCGAAAAGAAAAUUUACAAAGCUCCAAUAGAUGAAGGAAAUGAGCGCACAGUCGUUAUCGAGAACGAUCUCACUACAUCGGAUGGAUUGGCAGUUGAUUGGAUUUACAGUCACAUUUAUUGGACAGACUCUGGAAAAGAUACCAUUGAAUUGGCCAAUUUUGAAGGAAAUAUGAGAAAGACUCUGAUACAAGAUCGCAUUCAAGAACCUAGAGCAAUAGCUUUGAAUCCUUUAGAAGGUUGGAUGUUUUGGACAGAUUGGAGUGACGAAGCUCGCAUCGAACGAGCCGGCAUGGAUGGCACUCAUCGAUCAGUGAUUGUUGGCAAUGAUGUGAAAUGGCCUAAUGGCUUAGCUCUAGACUUGAUCGGCAAGAGAGUAUAUUGGGUAGAUGCAAAGUUGAAUAUCAUAGGGUCCUGCAAUUAUGAUGGUACUGGUAGACGAACGGUUCUUUAUUCUCCGAAUAAUCUCAGACAUCCCUUCAGUAUUACAACUUUCGAGGAUUAUAUAUACUGGACCGAUUGGGAUAAGGAAACGAUUUUCAAAGCAAAUAAAUUUACCGGGAAGGAAGUGGAAGCCGUAACGUCGAUCAGAACGCUUCAACAUCCGAUGGUAGUCCAUGUAUAUCAUCCUUAUAGACAGCCUGAUGGAAUGAAUCAGUGUCAGGCUGUCAACGGGCAUUGCAGUCAUCUAUGUUUGCCGGCACCUAAAAUCAACUCCAGAUCGCCACUGUUGUCAUGCGCGUGUCCCGACGGUUUACGGCUAUUGCCUGAUGGAUUGAUGUGCGUGGAAAAUGUUACUACGACCAUAGCACCGUCCACGCAAGCAGCAAUGAUGCCGUUCCAGAGGCUUGAACCUCUGAAUGUUACAACGACUCUCAAUCCAUUAUCCGCAGCAGAUGCAAAUGGAAAGAAAAAUUUAGCAACCGAAUCAACAGAUCCUGGCUUAGUCGCCGGUAUUGUGAUAGGCGUAGUGUCUUUAGGACUAUUAUUACUCGCACUUGUGGCGGUACUUUGCUACAGGCAUUAUCUUCAUCGUAAUGUCACUAGUAUGAACUUCGAUAAUCCCGUCUAUAGAAAGACUACGGAGGAUCAGUUUAGUCUUGAAAAAAAUAGGUUUCCGCUUCCCGCAGCUACAGUUGGAGAGGAGGCUCAGGAACCAUUGACAAGUCCUGGAACAAACGAUUAUGUUUAAGAUUCAAUCUGUCUUCACGCAGAGGGCUUAACAGGCUACUGAAGUACUAUAUCGACCAAGUGAUAAAACCAUGUAAAGAAAACCGAGAUAUUUGCGUCGAAAGGGUUUCUCCAAACGCAUCAUGCCUGCGCUCGCUCGCGAACCUGCCAACCAACUGUGAUUAUGUUUAUUUUUUUGUAUCUAUUUCUUUACAAAUUUUAACACUUUGUCACUCAGAUAUAUGUAUAUUAUACGUUGCGUGUGUAACAUAUUUAGAUUUGUGCUCAUAAGCGGCAUAAAGGGAGAAAUAUCUAAACAAACUGUUGCCAAAUAAGCCAUCUUAUCUUCAUGAAUCCAAGUAGUUUGAUAAGAGAGUUUAAGAUUCCUAUUUAAUAUUUUUCCCACUCAGUUAAACACACACACACAACAUAUAUAAUUUGUAAUAUAACAUUUUUAAAUGAAUUUGUAUAACAUGGCCUAGCGCACGUAGCGUGUGAUUCUACAUGCGCUAUGUAUAUGUAAGAAAAUAUCACAAUUUGUUAUUGUUUAAUUAUUUAUUUAGGGAUAUGUAGUGUGAAUGCAAACUACUAUUUUUUUGGUAGUCUUUAGGAACAAGAUAUUACUUUUUUUAGUAGUAUCUUGUAGAAGUAAUAUGUAAAUAACGCGAAAUCUUAUAUAUAACUCUUCUCCUUUUUUCCCGUGAUGUUUGAACUAUUUACAAAUUAUUAGACGAGAUGUUAAAACAUGAUAUAGAAGUUAUAGUGCAUUCUGUGAAAUAAAUUAUUAUCAAAGUAAAGUAAAGAAUAAGCUAAUAUGAUUUAUAUUAUAUCUAUUAUUAUGUGCAUAAAAAUUAUACAUAAGAAAAAGAAAACGCUUUUGAUUCAAGAACAUUUUUGAUAAUCAGGAUUUUAUUAUAUAUUAUCGUUUUGAUAAUGAUUAGAUUAUUAAUUAUAUGUAUUUAUAUUAUUUCUUUUAUUAAUUAUUUAAAGAGAAAAUUGAAAUCUGCAAGUAGAAAAAAAGCUGCAUUGAAAGGAUAUUCUCCUUUUAUGUCUAUAAAAUGCAUAUAAUGCCAUAUAGACAUAUAUGUCACAUAUGUCUAUAUUUUUAUGGAUGGUCAACAUUGCAGUGAAUGAAAAUUGCUCCAGAUAUUAUGUUAUUAUUUAUAUGUGCAAUGUAACAAAAGAGAAAGCGAUCAUUGUAAUGAUAUGAGCUCAAUGACAUUAAAUGUGACUGUGCGUUCGUUAAAAGGAAAAUGUUGUCAGGUACUAUAAUCUACUAAAGAAAUCAGUGUAUUUAUAUAGAAUUAUUGCGUCGGGCUUAAGAGUUUUAUUUACAAUAUAAAUAUGAGUAUGUAUGUGUAUAUAUAUAUGUAUAUAUACACAUACAUAUAUGUAUACAUAUGGAGUGUUACAAAAAUUGUAUAUAAAAACAUUGCAGCCAAAAAAUUAUCAAAAAAUUGAGUCAUAAAAGCACAAUUCCUUUAAAAAAAAUACAAUUCCUUUUUUAUUUGAAACAAUAAUUUUUUUAAAUAUAAAUCUAAAUGAUUUGAUCAGAUGUUAAAGAUAAUAAAUUAUUUGAAUAGAAAAAAAAAGAAAAAAAACUGGUGUGUGAUCACUAGCAUCAUUUAUGCGAUUUUCAUGGAUAGAUAACUGUUUCAUAAUUUAUAUAAUUUUAAAAAAAUUUAUAUUUAAAAAUAUUAAAUUUGAAAUAAACGUGUAAUAUUUUUUAUAUUCCAUUUUUGUAAUAACCUAUAUAUGUACAUAUAAAGGAUGUUCUAACAAAGGAUGUUCUAACAAAGGCAUGUAUCAGUAACGAAAUUAUAUAUAUUCUCAACGAAAGUUUGAACAGACAUUUUUCGUUUAAUCUGUUUAACAUUGUUCCUAUUUUUGUUUAUAUUUUCUACUAUCAAUUUUAAUUAAGUUAAAUUUCGAUAAAAUUUCUAUUUGAAAAAAGAUGCAUCAAUAAGGCACUGCUGAUCCAUAUCUUUCUUUAGAAUAUAUCCUACCUAUGUAUAUUUAUUAUAUAUCAUACUAUUACUAUAUUAAAUGUGAGACAAAUGCGUUCUAUUAGAUAAGUUUAUUAAGAGAUAUUGUAAUAUUAGAUUGAUAAAAAAACUGUGUAUGUUGACAGAUAGCAGAUCGUUUUCACAUAAAUACAAGAUUGUAACAACAUUUUCAUACUUUUGGUAAAAUAUGUCUGAGAAAGUUAAUUUAUGACUCUCAAUAAUUUAUAGGUAUUUUAUCUGGUCUUAUCUCUAUGGGACCAAAGAACUUUAUAUCCAAAACAUGAAUAAUUUCUCAUCUUUAUUUUCCCGUAAAGAUUAAACAGUCAUCAGAUAUAAAGAAAAGAGAAAAGAUGAAAGUGCGCAUAAUUUUUCUGAAAGAAAAAUAUUAGUGCAGUUUUGGCACUUGACUUUUCUCUAUAUUGAUUAACAGAUAUCUUUCUAUAUCGUUGUUUUGAUUUCUAUCUUGAUUGAUGAAUGUCAAUUCUAUAUGAUACCGAGCCAUUUCUACCAACUUUUCCAUCCACAAUCGGCUGUCUGUUAACAGGUACAUAGUGCAAUCGUAAGUGCAAGAAAGCAAAGUCCAAAAUUAAGAUAUAGAGGCUUGGUGGUAAUUUUAAUCAAAAAAAUAGGAAGCGUAUGUGUGAUGAGAAAGUUGCAAUUAACUUGUAAAUCGUAAAGAUAUAACUUGUCCUAGCCAAUCUAUUUGCCAAAAUUGUGUCAAACAUUAUUUCUAUGCAACGUAUGUAUAUGUACAUAUAUGUACAAUAGGACUCUAAAAUAGAUCAUCAAACUUUGCAGAUAUUUUCUUGGAUCAAUUUUAAAUCGAUUUUUUUUUAGCAAACAUGUCAAUAAUUCUUUAUUUAUAUAAGCGAUCUAUAAUUUUUUUACAAUUAAGGGAAACUUUUUUACAAUUAAGAGAAACCUAAAAAUAUUUAAAUAUAUAACGAAAUCUUUCUUUCUGUCUCUCUUGGUUUAAUUUAAAUAUAAUUAACAGAAAAUUUAAAUUUGAAUAAUAAAAAAUAAAAUAUGAUAUUUAAUUAAAUUGCUGUUAAAAGAAAAUCAAUUUCAAUUGGUCACAGACUAUAUCUAUAAGAUUUGGUAACUUACUUUAGAAUCAUUCUGUAUGUAUAUACAGGGUGAAUCACACAUACACAUAUACACACGUAAUGUGUUUAUAUUUGAAAUAUCUUUGAUGUAAUGGUAUCAUUCAUUCAUAAUUCACUCUGUAUACAUAUUCGGAGUACACGCGUACAUAAAUAUAUAUUUAAAAAAUAUAUAUAAUUUAUUAUAAUGAGAUUAUUGUAUAAAUAAAUAUAAACUAAAUUGCAGUAA